UAGCGAUACGAAUUUCGCGCGUAAUUUGCGAUUCAUACCAACAAUAAUAAACCGUUGCAUUUAUAUUCUAUGUUUAUAGUAAACGAGCGCGUGAACGAGUAAGAAAAGAAAUAAGAAAAUUGCAUCAACAAUGGCGUGUUCGACAAAAACUUUAAAAGUGUGCGCCUUGGUUUGGGAUGUUAUCUAUGCACUCUUCGGCUUGGCCAUUGUUGGCGUUGGCGUCUAUGUUAUCCUCGAAUUCGAACAAUUCUACACAGCAGCCUUCAUUAUACUCGGCCUGGGCAUUGUCGUAAUCUUGACCGCUAUCUUGGGUUCACUGGGUGCGUCACAUGAAAGCAGUCGAAUCUCCAAAACGUUCGCCAUAAUUUUGAUUUUAUGGGCAGUGCUACAAACUUUAACAGUUGGCUUCUUUUGGAUAUUCCAAUCGACAUUGCUGAUUAAUGUUGAUAAGACCUUCGAUCAGUUAUGGCGCAACCAGCCAGUGCCAAUUAAACCGGAAAAUGCCAGUCAAAUAGCGAGCAUCGAAAGAUGGCUCGAUUGCUGUGGCAAUGUCGGCCCUAACGACUACAUGCACCCACCCUACAGCUGUUAUAGCAAUGACAAACUGAGCCUUGACGGUUGCCGACAAAAGUUUCUCGAAUAUAUUUCUGAUCGUUGGGACGCUUUUAAUUUCUUAUCCAUCGGUUUGGUACUGGUUGAGCUGAUUUGUGCUGCUUUCGCUUGGGUCUUGGCGAAUAGCAUUUUGAAUCGUUGGCGCCGCUCGAAAUACUAUCCCAAAUAAGCUGAUUUACAUGAUUUAUUUAAAUGCGCAUAAAGGCCAAAGAAUUUCUAUAUAUGUACAUACAUAUGCAUACAAGCGGAUGUACAAACAUGCAUUCAUGUGUACCAACCUACCUACAUAUAAGUAUAUAAUUUUUGUUUUUUACUUCUAAACAGAGUGUAUGCACACACACACACACACAACGAUAGAUUCAAAAGUGUUUGCUCUUUCGAAAAUGAAAUUAAUUUUGCUAGUCUACCUCAACAUGCUCAUAAAUUAGCUAAGCUGUAGGCAGAAAAACGCAGCUUAGCUGGAAAAUAUAAAAUUACAUACAAACCGAGAGGGAGAGAAAAAAGGAACAGAAACGAAAAUGUGUUUAAAAAUUCGCAGUAGCUACGAAACGAUGGUGCCAAAAGUAGUGUUCAAUAGGAAAUAAAUUUGAAAAAUAAAAUAAGAAGAAGAAUAACGAUUUUGUAUAUUUUUAAAAAGUGUAUGUAUGUAUAUUUUUUUAUUAAAAAUUACGCUAUACUAUUGUUAACAUUAGAUUUAGUCGUCGAAGAAUGUAAUUAAUUAAAACUAUGCAUGCCAAAUAACACUUGUUGUUGAUUUAAGGAAA
Molecule: messenger RNA, 1376 nt
Organism: Anastrepha obliqua
Lineage: Eukaryota; Metazoa; Arthropoda; Insecta; Diptera; Tephritidae
Product: protein late bloomer
Exons: 6
Coding region: 131-781 (216 amino acids)
Cellular component (GO): membrane
Source: RefSeq, a predicted model, not a curated record